AUGGCCUCCCUCUCCCUCCUCCUCUGCUUCCUCCUCGUGCCACCUCUCGCCACCGCCCAGCAGCAGAUGUCCUCUUUCUCCACAAGCAACUCAACCUGGAGCCCCACCGACAGCAAUCACACUCUCCUCUCUCGACCAAUGGCGACUUCGCCGCCGGGUUCGUGCCAUCGACCACGGCUCCGGGCCACUACCGCUUCGCCGUCUGGGUCAUCGGCUCCAACUCCACCGACAACGCCGUCAUAUGGCAACUUCACCACGCUCCAGUCCGCCAACGGCCGCUACAGGCUCGUCAACUCCGCCACGCUGCAGUUCAACAAAUCCAUGAUGUACGCCAACAUCAGCAGGGGCGGCAGCGCUCUGCUCAACCUCACCGCCGACGGCACGCUCCAGUUCAGCGGCUCGCAGCUCAUCGCCUCCGACCAAGGCACCACCAACCGGGUGCGGCGGCUCACGCUGGACGACGACGGCAACCUGCGCCUCUACAGCCUGGUGCCCAAGACCCGGACGUGGCUCGUGGUGUGGCAGGUCGUGCAGGAGCUCUGCACCAUCCGGGGCACCUGCGCCGGCGGCAGGAUCUGCGUCCCCGUCGGCGCCGACAGCACCAGCUGCGUCUGCCCGCCGGGCUACCGCAACGCCACCCUGACCGACGCCUGCACGCCCAAGAAAAACUACAGCGGCAGGGGCGACGACGACAAGUUCGUGCGGAUGGACUUCGUCUCCUUCUCCUGGGGCGCCAACACCACGGCGUCGGACCAGGGCCCGCUGAUGACCAAGCUGACGCCGCAGAACCUGGCGGACUGCGAGAGACUCUGCCGGGUUAACUCCAGCUGCGUGGCGUUCGGGUACAAGUUCGGCGGCGACCGGACGUGCCUCCAGUUCACGGGGCUGGCGGACGGGUACUGGUCCUCGGCGACGGAGAUGGCGACGUACCUGCGUGUGGUGGCGUCGGACAACGACAGCAACCCGUACACGGGGAUGACGAGCAUGAUCGAGACGGUGUGCCCCGUGCGGCUGGCGCUGCCGGUGCCGCCGAAGCAGGCGCGGACGACGAUCCGGAAUGUGGCCAUCAUCACGGCGCUGUUCGCGGUGGAGCUGCUGGCCGGGGUGCUGUCGUUCUGGGCGUUCCUGCGCAAGUACUCGCAGUACCGGGAGAUGGUGCGCACGCUGGGGCUGGAGUACCUCCCCGCCGGCGGGCCCCGGCGGUUCUCGUACGCGGAGCUGAAGCAGGCGACCAAGGACUUCUCCGACGUGGUGGGCCGCGGCGCGUACGGGACGGUGUUCCGCGGCGAGCUCCCCGACCGGCGCGCCGUGGCGGUGAAGCAGCUCCACGGCGUGGGCGGCGGCGAGGCGGAGUUCUGGGCGGAGGUGACCAUCAUCGCGCGGAUGCAUCACCUGAACCUGGACCAGCGGAUGCUGGUGUACGAGUACGUGCCCAACGGGUCGCUGGACAAGUACCUGUUGCGCGGCGGUGGGGGUGGGGGUGGCGGUGGGAGCGGCGAGGAGGAUUCGUCCUCUGAACAGCAGCAGCAGCCGCUGCUUGACCUCCACACCCGGUACCGCAUCGCCCUGGGCGUUGCCCGCGCCAUCGCCUACCUCCACGAGGAGUGCCUUGAGUGGGUUCUCCACUGCGACAUCAAGCCCGAGAACAUCCUGCUUGAGGACGACUUCUGCCCCAAGGUGUACGAGGACUGGUACUUCUCCAAGUGGGCGUACGAGAAGGUGUACGUGGAGCGGCGCAUCGACGACAUCCUGGACCCGCGCAUCGCCGCCUCCUACGACGACGCCGCCAGCGUCGCCACCGUGGAGCGCAUGGUCAAGACGGUCAUGUGGUGCCUGCAGGACCGCGCCGAGAUGCGCCCGUCCAUGGGGAAAGUGGCCAAGAUGCUGGAAGGGUCCGUCGAGAUCACGGAGCCCGUCAAGCCCACGAUCUUCUGCGUCCAGGACGACUGA
This is a messenger RNA of Miscanthus lutarioriparius, 1950 nucleotides long. NCBI's taxonomy places the organism in Eukaryota, Viridiplantae, Streptophyta, Magnoliopsida, Poales, Poaceae. The record is from the annotation of a GenBank genome assembly.